UUUGACGUUUGGUCUCAAUAAAAAAUCAAUGGCUAUGCUUGCUAGUUACAAGAGCAGCCAAGAACAGAGCAUAUACAAAUUACUGUUUCCAUUAUUUAACAUUAUAUGGAUUACUUUUUGAUUAAAUUAGAUUUAGUGGAAGCUGUGGGACUGACCAGAAGCUUAGCCAAUCCAAAUUCCCCUGCUACAAAGAGAGAGAGAGAGCGAGCUGUGUUCUAUUUCAAGCUUGGUCGUCACUCUCACGCGGACGCGGAUUCAUAAUCUGCAUCAGGGUUCAGGCCAAAGCAUCUCUCUCCUCCUCCUCCUCCUCCUCCUCCUCUUCUUCGUCUUCUUCUUCUUCUUCUCUUCUUCUUUUUCUUCUUAUUCUUCUUUGUGGUUGUAGCUUUCUGUUGCUUUUCUUGGUUUCUCGUCCAUGAAACAGAAGACCCACCUGCGAAAUUGAGUUCUCUACUGGGUUUCGCCAUGAAAAUUCAACUUCGGAGCUUCUCUGUUUCUGGGUUGUGAGCUGUGGCAAUGGAAAUUGUGUUGCCUGUCGUCUAUUUUACAAGUAGCUUCUGAUUUUGUAUUUUUUGGGUGUUGCCCUUUCUGCAAUCUUCUUUGGGACUUAAAAUAUCUCCUUGCCAUCCCUUUUUGUCCUGUGUUUUUUUUGGUUGGUGUUGUCUGCUUUUCGCCGCUUCGCAGCCGCCCAGAAAGGUUCACAGUUAAUCAAAUCCUGAAAUCCUCGAAAACCCACUUCAGAUCUUCAUUCAUACCCCUCUUUUCUGCUAGCCCACUCGAGGAAAAAAAAUCCCUCUCUUCCACCAUACCCAAUUUGCCAAAUCCUAAAAGCAGAGAGAAAAAAGGUUCAAAACUUUGUUCUGAAAUUAGUCCUCGUUUUUCUUGUGCUUCUGUCGCAACAAUCGCAAAGAAGGGACAAAGAAAAACCCAAAAAAUUGUGCGUGUUGGGUCUCAAGAAUGCAAGAUCCAUCAACAUUUCCCACCAUCAAACCUCCAUUUCCAGAGCAAGAACACCUGAAAUGCCCUCGCUGCGACUCCACCAACACCAAAUUUUGCUACUACAACAACUACAACCUCUCGCAGCCGCGCCAUUUCUGCAAGAACUGCAGAAGAUACUGGACCAAAGGCGGUGCUCUGAGGAACAUCCCCGUCGGCGGCGGAAGCCGCAAGAACACGAAGCGUUCCUCUAACCCAAAACGCGCGUCCUCGUCUUCUCCAUCGGCAUCGUCUUCUAGUUAUGCCCAAAAUGGGGCUCCGAAACCCGAAAUCAACGCGGUUUUCGCCCCGCCGGCGACAUCGGUCGAUCAUCCGGAUCGCCGGAUGCUGGACGUUCCGGGGAGCUUCAGCUCGCUGCUCGCGUCGAAUGGGCAAUUCGGGAGCCUGCUGGAUGGGUUGAAUCCGAACGGACCGGGUCAUCGGGCGGUGCAGCUGGGUGAGUUUGGGGAGAACCUGAAUUCGGGUUCGGACCUCAAUUCAGGUUCUGCGUCGGGUGGAGUUGCAGACCCGGCAUUGGAGUUGCAGAGCACAAGCAAUGCAGAUACCUUUCUGGGCAUUCAGGCUGGUGAUCCAAGCUGCUGGGGCGGUAGCAAUGGCUGGCCUGAUCUUGCCAUUUACACACCAGGUUCUACCUUUCAGUAAAUGAUUAAAAAAAAACUAGAGAGAGAUAGAGAGAGAGUUUGUUUGGGAUGAUGAUGAUGAUGAUGAUGAUGAUGAUCCUAAUGGUGUUGGUUUUUGAGAAAUGUGAUGAUAUGAUACUUAGAAGGUAUGGUGUUGAUCACAGAUGAGGUUGAAUGAUUUUGUAGUGAUGCUCCUGAGGUGACAUGCCUCUCCCCCACAGCAAUGGUUUUCUGUAGGUAUUGAUUUAGAUCAUCAUGUUUGUGUGUGGUGUGUGUAUGUAUGUGUUCUUUCAAGUAAAAUUAUAUAUUUACAUAUAUAUAUAUAUAUAUAUAUGUAUUAUAUGAAUAUAUCUCCUAUCUUGUGAGAA
This is a messenger RNA of Malania oleifera, 1981 nucleotides long. Its product is annotated as dof zinc finger protein DOF3.1-like. The record is from RefSeq and is a predicted model, not a curated record. Bases 955 to 1635 code for a protein of 226 amino acids. NCBI's taxonomy places the organism in Eukaryota, Viridiplantae, Streptophyta, Magnoliopsida, Santalales, Ximeniaceae. Gene Ontology annotation, molecular function: DNA-binding transcription factor activity; DNA binding. The transcript has a single exon. Gene Ontology annotation, biological process: regulation of DNA-templated transcription.